Molecule: messenger RNA, 499 nt
Organism: Prunus avium (sweet cherry)
Lineage: Eukaryota; Viridiplantae; Streptophyta; Magnoliopsida; Rosales; Rosaceae
Source: RefSeq, a predicted model, not a curated record
UCUCAAUUCUCAGUACCACUGUAAGGUUCUCUCUGCAUUUUGAGCAGCAAUGGCAGGAGCUUUGAUCGAUGUCAAUCCUACGCCGAUCUUGAAGGAUGAGCUUGAUAUUGUGAUCCCGACGAUUCGAAACCUGGACUUCUUGGAGAUGUGGAGGCCGUACUUCGAGCCCUACCACCUGAUCAUAGUCCAGGACGGUGACCCGUCGAGAACCAUCAAGGUCCCAGAUGGCUUCGACUAUGAGCUCUACAAUUGGAACGACAUCAACCGCAUUCUGGGUCCCAAGGCCUCUUGCAUUUCCUUAAAGGACUCUGCUUGCCGCCGCUUUGGCUACUUGGUCUCUAAGAAGAAGUACAUCUUUACCAUGGACGACGAUUGCUUUGUAAGCUCCCUCUCUUUCUCUAUCUGUGUGAUUGCUUGGACUUGUUCAAUGUUUCGGGUUGCCAAAGACCCAUCUGGGAAAGAGAUCAAUGCACUCGAACAAAAUAUAAGAACCUGCUAA